Molecule: messenger RNA, 1261 nt
Organism: Pimephales promelas (fathead minnow)
Lineage: Eukaryota; Metazoa; Chordata; Actinopteri; Cypriniformes; Leuciscidae
Source: RefSeq, a predicted model, not a curated record
AUCUAUGGAUUUUUAAGUACCCUCACAGACCACUAGUGGUCCGCGGACCACAGUUUGGGAAUCGCUGAUCUACAACGCAGAGCAUUAGAGCGAGAGACGAAGGAGUCACGGACGACGAGGACGAGACGUUGUAGCGAUGAGAAUGCGCCGGUGUGUCGUGACCGCAGUCACGCUGAGUCUGCUGCUGUUUCUCAGCUCACUGUGGCUGCCUCAAGCAACAGUUCAGAGUUGUAAGCAGUCGUGGCGGCCUUGUCUGAGUGUGAACAGAGAGGUGGUUCAGGCUGCUGUUACUGAUGAUGCGCUCGGAGGAAAUGACAUCAUCACAGAGUGUGCUGGACAGCAGUUCCAAGUGUCCCGCCUCCUCCAGCAUCUAAACUCCGCCCUCGGCCCCGCCUCCGACGUGCUGCUGGAACCGUACCUGCUCUGCUGGGAGGAGCUGAUCAAGUUCAUGGAGUCUCUGGGCCCUCUGGUGGGCUUCUUCACUCAUAAAGUUGAGGAGAAGAUCACACUCAUACGACAGCUCUCGCUGGAAGACUCUAAAAUCGCUACGACUGAUGAUGCUCAGCGUGUAGCUCCGCCCCCUCACCGUAGCCACGCCUACUAUUCGGUGCGUUCCAUGCUGGAGGCGGAGCUACAGAGGGGCUUGGUCUCCUUCGACAGUCAAACGCCUUCCGGGAGUCGGACUUUGCUCCGCCUCCAUCGCUCGUUGCUGUGGUUACAGCUUCUGCUGGACAAGCUAGUGACGGAGCGCGAGGGGCGUAGCAUGGGCGAACUAUGUCGCGACGCGUACCUGGAGGUUUUAGCGCCGCAUCAUCCAUGGCUUGUGCAGCGCGCGGCCGAGUUGGUGUUUCAUGCGAUGCCCGACCGCAAAGUUUUCCUGCAGCUGGUGUGUGUGCAAACGCAGGAAGAGGCGGAGCCUGUGAUCCACGUCGUCGUCGCAGCGAUCCAAGAAAUUCACCAACGGACACAGAGAGAGCUUGAGAUGAGAAACAUGCUGGACUUGCCUUAGCACACAUACAAACACUCACACACAACAGAGAUAUAUGGAUCUUAAAGGCCAACUGAAAUCCAAUUUUUUAGCUUUUAGUAUGAAUAUGUUAGCCUUAAGGUUAUGAAUCAGCUGGUGUGUUCCUAAACAAUGACAAAAUUCACAUUUAGGCAAUAUAAGCUUUCAAAACUUAUAGUCCCCCCAGACAGCAAACUGACAUUGAAUCAACGUGGAAACGACGUCUCUCAUGACAUUGAAACAACGUUGAUUUUG